CAGCGUUCUGCUGCUUCUCUUAACUGGUUGUCAUUCCAACUUUACCAAACCAAAUCCCAAAUACAUAAAAAGCCCCACAAAACCACUUUGAAAUCACCUUUUUCCCAUUCUGUAACUUCCUUUUCAUUUUCAACUCCUUCCCAGUUACAUAUUCCAUUCUUUCCAAUUAAUCCCAUCCAUUUUGCUUUAGUCAUAGUCAAAUAAAAGCGACAAAGAAAGAAAAAGCCAAAAUCUUGUUCGUCAAGCCCAAUAUGCUUUCCUGAAAACCAGAAAAGAAAAAAGAAUGGGUUGAAGAAACUUGGAACAAGAAGAAGAAGAAGAAGAAAAACGGUGUCGUGUUGGUAGGAGAAGAUGGUGAUAAGGAAAUUAGGCAAGUAUGAAGUAGGGAGGACAAUAGGGGAAGGAACAUUUGCCAAAGUUAAAUUUGCACAGAAUACGGAAACUGGUGAAAGUGUUGCAAUGAAAGUCCUCGAUCGUAGUACUAUCAUCAAACACAAGAUGGUUGACCAGAUAAAGCGGGAGAUCUCCAUAAUGAAGCUUGUUAGACAUCCAUAUGUAGUUCGAUUACACGAGGUUAUAGCAACCCGCACUAAGAUCUAUAUUAUCUUGGAAUUUAUUACAGGCGGUGAACUGUUUGAUAAAAUAGUUCACCAUGGGCGAUUAAGUGAAGCCGAGUCCCGUAGAUACUUUCAGCAAUUGAUUGAUGGAGUGGAUUAUUGUCACAUCAAAGGAGUCUAUCAUAGAGAUUUGAAGCCUGAAAAUCUUCUGCUAGAUUCCCAAGGAGAUCUGAAAAUAUCAGAUUUUGGACUUAGUGCUUCGCCUGGCGAAGGAGUCAACAUUCUUAAGACAACAUGUGGAACUCCCAACUAUGUUGCACCAGAGGUUCUUAGUCACAAAGGUUAUGACGGUGCUGUGGCAGAUAUCUGGUCCUGUGGUGUCAUCCUUUAUGUUCUGAUGGCAGGUUAUCUCCCCUUUGAUGAGGUUGAUCUCACUACACUGUACGCGAAGAUUGAAAGAGCAGAGUUCUCCUGCCCAUCUUGGUUUCCGGUUGGAGCAAAAUCACUCAUUUCUCGAAUUUUAGACCCAAAUCCUCAAACACGUAUUCGGAUCGAAGAGAUCCGCAAUGAUGAGUGGUUUAAAAAAGGUUAUGUUCCUGUCAAAGCUAUGGAGUAUGAAGAUGUCAAUUUAGAUGAUAUUAAUGCAGCCUUUAAUGAUACUGAGGAGGAGAGACCCAACGAGCAAUGUGACAAUGCGGAUGCUGGGCCUCUGUCUUUAAAUGCCUUCGACCUUAUUAUUCUCUCUCAAGGAUUGAACUUAUCCAUAUUGUUUGAUCGCGGGCAGGAUUCAAUGAAGCAGCAUCAAACACGCUUUCUUACGCAGAAACCAGCAAAAGUUGUUUUAUCAAGUAUGGAAGUUGUGGCCCAAUCCAUGGGUUUCAAGACCCAUAUCCGCAAUUUUAAGAUGAGGGUAGAAGGUCUGUCCGCGAACAAGACUUCACAUUUCUCUGUAAUUCUGGAGGUGUUUGAAGUUGCUCCUACAUUUUUCAUGGUAGACGUUCAGAAAGCAGCUGGUGAUGCUGGCGAAUUCCUUAAGUUUUACAAGAACUUUUGUGGCAAUCUGGAGGAUAUCAUCUGGAAGCCAUCAGAUGAAACAUGCAAAUCAAGGGCUACAAAAACAAGGAGUAGAAAGAGAUGAUAUUCGUGUUAAAGAAUCUGUUUGUAAUUUUGUGUUUGUAUGAAGUUUACAGCAUGUUGUAAACUUUUAUAGAUUGACAUCUAACCGUUGAAGCCACGAUAGGCUGUGAGUACUCUUUAUAGUCGAGCCAAGUGAGGGCUAAAGCUCCCACGCUUUCCCCAGAUUUUGCAUCAUUAAUCAUUUCUAUGUGGUGACGAUCUAUCCUCUUAGAGCAAAAAGUAAACAUAUAAAUACUUUUAGAGAAGAGUUUGUCAAGUUGAUACAUUUGACCAGCAUCUGCGAAACAAUGCAAUUUUCUGGUUUCAUGAAAUUUAUGAGAACAGCUGAGGCAAUUGUUGUGAUA
Nicotiana attenuata is the source of this 2038-nucleotide messenger RNA. RefSeq names its product CBL-interacting serine/threonine-protein kinase 8-like. Lineage: Eukaryota; Viridiplantae; Streptophyta; Magnoliopsida; Solanales; Solanaceae. Gene Ontology annotation, biological process: protein phosphorylation; signal transduction. The transcript is spliced from 14 exons. The coding region runs from base 352 to 1695 and encodes 447 amino acids. The record is from RefSeq and is a predicted model, not a curated record. Gene Ontology annotation, molecular function: ATP binding; protein kinase activity.